Molecule: messenger RNA, 1131 nt
Organism: Striga hermonthica
Lineage: Eukaryota; Viridiplantae; Streptophyta; Magnoliopsida; Lamiales; Orobanchaceae
Source: the annotation of a GenBank genome assembly
AUGGAUUCCGCUAAGCAAAAUCUCGUAUCCGCUCUCUGUAAUCACCUCUCUAUCGACCCGAAGCCAUACGCCAGUGACUCGAGCAGCGACUUUAAGAGCCUGUGCGCAAGCAUUUUGACGAAUGGGGACGCUACUAAGCUGACGAAAUGGAUCGAGUUUGCCGACAGUUUUUUGGCGAAUCCCGAAGCAAGGAGUAAGGCUCUUGAAGAUUUGAAUGAGGAGUUGGUUACCAAAUCCGUUAUGAUGGGCAAUGGGUUGACGGUAUCUCCUGCCGACGUUAUUGUUUUUUCGGCAGUGCAUCCAUACAUGAUUGGCCUUUCAAGUACGGAUAAAGGCAAAUUGCCACAUUUGUCCAGAUGGGCCGAUUACGUCCAGAACAAGGAGGAUUUUGGAGAAAUUUUUGAGAAGAUUGUGCAUGAGAAGGCUCAAUUUGUCCCUCCAGUAUCGAAGUCUGUGAAGAAGGUAGAAGAUCCCAGUGCAAAGAAAAUUGUCCAAAAUGCAAAAGAGGCGGGUACUUCAGGAACAGACUCUAAAGGAAAGAAGAGUGCUGAUGCCCAAAAGAAGAAAGUUGAAGAGAGUCAAUCUACAGCAGAGAAGAAGAAAGGUACUGAAAAAGUGGCGGAGAGCAAAGAAGAAGCACUCAGCGUUAGUUUGCUUAAGAUACAGAUUGGUCAUAUUUGCAAAGCAUGGAAACAUCCAUCAGCCGACAGUUUGUUGGUCGAGGAGAUAGAUGUUGGAGAAGCAAAAUGCAGGCAAGUCGUUAGUGGUCUAGCCAAGUUUUGCACUCCGGAAGAACUAACGAACCGCCGAGUGGUACUCAUAACAAACGUGAAACCUGGGAAGUUACGAGACGUGAUGUCAGAGGGACUGGUGUUAUGUGCUUCGAAUAAAGACCAUACAAUUGUUGAGCCUCUACUUGCUCCAGAUGGUGCUAAAGUUGGGGAAUGUGUUACGUUUUCUGGACAUGAUGGUAAGCCAGAAGAGGUUUUAAACCCCAAAAAGAAGCAAUUGGAUAAAAUAACCCCGAAUCUUUUCACCGAUGAUAAGGGUGUUGCCACAUUCAAAGAAGUCCCUUUUAUGACUUCCUCGGGACCUUGCACUUCUUCUCUUCCCAAUGCAAGCAUCAAAUGA